AUACCAACGAAGGACAAGUUAAUACAAGGAGAUGACGAGAUCAUAAAACUACUCUAGAAAAUUACGCGCACAAUAGUUGCAUUCCAGAUGCUCACGAUAUUCACGAUAUUCACGAUUUGCAGUUUUUUUUUUGCAGGAAAGCGUUCCGGGUGUCAAAAAACCUGCAAGUCAAACCACUUUUGUGAGAGUAACUUGCUCUCUUAAUCAGUCAGAAGUUGCACGUUUUAGUCCGAAGUUUUUCUUCCUGCAAGUUCAUGAAAAGUGUCAAACGAUAGGCAGGGUGGCAUUUGUAAACAAAAACAGAUAGCAAAGAACAUUAAGCGCCACGGAGAUAAUGAAAUAAAUACGUCAAGCAUUACAUACAUAUGUGUGCGAUUGGCUCGUGUCUCGCCCGCAAACGUUCAAAUAAACGCGUUAAUUCAACAAACAAUUUCUUUUUCUUGUCCGCGCACUUGCUCACCACGACGAUCAGAAGGCAAGUGCGCUUGUUUUUUGUCAAGCAAAACGCGAGACGGUUGAUAAAGAUAUUUGAUCGUUUCCAUGGCGCUUAACAUUAAAGAAAAGGAAGUAGUUACAGGAAAAGUGGUUUUUCGCGUUCCAGGUGACUUUUAUUUUUUCUCUCUUGCUUCUCUUUUUCAAGAGAGUAAUAUUGUUAUUUGACAGUUUUACAGGUUUUUACACGAAGUUAUCUGGAACGCAACUAAUGACAAACAUGAACAAAUGUACAACAAACCCAUAAUUCUUGACAGUCAGAGCGUGUGUGAAUCGGUAGCAAAGUGCUAUGGGGAAAGCUGGUGAAUUGUAUUUUUACUAUGGUGAGACAAUUUUACCAAUUUGCUGUGUGAAAUGAAAUCUUUUAUCACAGCAGUAAAAUUUUGACAACCGCUGAAAAUUGGCGCCGAAUAAACUAUUAUAAAUCAAAGGAAAAUGAAUAUUUUAAGAAAAUAUUUAUCAUUAUUGAUUGCAAUUCUUUUUGAAAUCAGGUCACUGCAAUUAAUGGACGUUUUAAUUUUGGCAUUAAAAAAGAAAAGACAACGCCAGGCUAUUUUAUAUAUGCAACCUGCAGUUUAUUCCAAAACCAUGAAUGCCAUAAUGAAUGGGGAUAACAAAAUAACAAAAAUGCAUCUCAGGUUGUCGGCUAGUUCGUUCAGAAAAAUUGUGGUGCAUAUUCCUAAAAAAACAUCACGGAUAGUCUGUGGAUUACGAAGUGAUGUGCUUUUUAUAUUGGAAUGCAUGCGGAUGCAGCUAUAGGGUGGUAGCCGAGUUUUUGGGUUUGAGUCGCUACACAGCUUGCAGCAUUAUUAAAAAAAUGUUGGAUAAAGUAAUUUCAAUGCGCCACUUAAUAAACCAUGGCACUUCGGAAGACCACGAGAGAAUCGCUGCUAAAUUUUGCCAAAAAACUAAGUCUACUGCUUUUACAAAUUUUAUUGGCGCUAUUGACGGAACGCAUAUUCGGAUAAAAUGCCCCAUAAAUAAACAUGAUGAAUAUAUAAAUCACAAAAAAUUGUAUUCUAUUCAGGCUCAAGCAGUUGUAUAUAGUGAAUAUAGAUUUACAGACGUGUUCAUUGGUUAUCCAGGCUCCGUUCAUGAUACAAGGGUAUUUGUCAACAGUCCUUUGUACGCUAAGAAGGACUAUCCGCCUCAAGGUUGGCUUUUAUUUGGUGAUAAAGGCUACCCGUGUCAACUAUAUCCGGUGGUAGUAAUCACACCAAUUAAAGAGCCCUUAACGGCAAAUCAGGCUAGAUUUAACACUGCUCAUAGUAAAGGACGUAUAAUUGUAGAAUCUGCAUUUGGAAUUUUAAAAAAUCGGUGGAGAAAUAUUUUUAAUAGAGAGCUGGAGCUAAAAAUUGAAAACUGUAUAAAAACUGCAUUUGCUGCAUUUAUACUGCAUAAUAUUUGCAUACUCCAGGACGAUUUUGAGCCAUCUUUCGGAGAAGAAAAUCACCUUUCAGAUUCAGAACCGCCAGAAUCUGAAGGUCUAUUAAUAGACUCUGCAGAGGGUACAAGAAUGGGAGAAAGAAUUGUUUACGAAUUUUUGCAAAACCAAGAACCAGAUGUUUAAUAAAAACCAGCUUCCAAUAAAUCACUUGCUAUAACACAAUAGGACAAUUCAUGGAAACGCGUAAAUGCCUCGUAAACUUACUUCAUUUUGUAUGGAAAAUCGGUUUAUUUACGAGGUUUACGCGGU
Rhagoletis pomonella (apple maggot) is the source of this 2188-nucleotide messenger RNA. Its product is annotated as putative nuclease HARBI1. Bases 1211 to 2062 code for a protein of 283 amino acids. The transcript is spliced from 2 exons. NCBI's taxonomy places the organism in Eukaryota, Metazoa, Arthropoda, Insecta, Diptera, Tephritidae. The record is from RefSeq and is a predicted model, not a curated record.